Microthlaspi erraticum is the source of this 432-nucleotide messenger RNA. The record is from the annotation of a GenBank genome assembly. NCBI's taxonomy places the organism in Eukaryota, Viridiplantae, Streptophyta, Magnoliopsida, Brassicales, Brassicaceae.
AUGAGGAAUGGUGGAGUGAUGGGGCAAGAUGCGUUCAUGAGCAUUGAUGAGAAAGAAGGUUUGAGAGACAAAGAUGAAGUAAUGAUCCGUCGUAUGAAGAACCGAGAGAGACAACGUAGGUAUAGAGCGAGGAAGCGGAUGCGGGAAGAAGCUGGUAUCGAUGAAAACCUCUCAUUCGAGACUAUUACAAGACAACAACAAGAAGACGAAGAAGAAGAAGAGGGAGAGGAAGAGGAAGAGGAAAAAGAGUUUAAUAAUGGCUAUGUGGAGAACUUUGUGCGGCGUGUUUAUUGCCAUAGAGAUUGGAAAAAAGAAGCUAGAAGAGCUCAUUUGAUGACCGACAAGACUCAAGGUGGAUAUUGUGAAUCGAAACGGAAGAUUUGGCCCCGUCGAAGGGAUUGGAAAGCUGAAGCUAGAAAGAAGAAAACUUGA